This is a messenger RNA of Sycon ciliatum, 3571 nucleotides long. RefSeq lists its product as uncharacterized. Gene Ontology annotation, cellular component: nucleus. Gene Ontology annotation, biological process: response to oxidative stress. The coding region runs from base 320 to 2233 and encodes 637 amino acids. The record is from RefSeq and is a predicted model, not a curated record. NCBI's taxonomy places the organism in Eukaryota, Metazoa, Porifera, Calcarea, Leucosolenida, Sycettidae. The transcript has 11 exons.
AACCCUACAGUCCAGCGGCGUCAGCUCGUGUGACUCAGAGCGGAGUGCGCUCUCACCGGUGUCCGCCGUGCCCACCUCGUCUUGCCAAUCCGUCGGCGAGGUCACCUCUGCCUGCUCCACAUCCUCAAGCUGCACGUCCCUUAAGUCACCCAGUGCUGUCGCCUCCGGAGCCGCCGUCGCCAAUCGUAGCAAAAUCUCGUCAGUUGGUACCAAGGAGAGCGUUUCCUCCCCAAGCAGUUCCUUACACGUUGUCGAGUCCUACUUUUCCGAUGUGGAUGAAGUCGACGAUUUCCCCGUGAUUCAAAACAAGCCUUCGGCCAUGUUGCCAAGCAACCAGGAACCACCGCCGCUAGAGAUCAUAACCGACAGCUUGGUGGCUAUUGAUGCACAGAUCGUCAAUGUGGAGGAGGGCAUCGCCCGCGGCACGCUACGGCUGACCAGGGAUCGCAUUGACUUCCAGCCGUGGGGCGCCGACCGGCUGGUGCGCUCCGUCGGCGCCGAAUCGUUUGUCUGCAGCAUGCAUUUCUCGUCUGUCACGUCUCUGGGCAUGUUCCCGGACCUGGUCAAGAUGUCCGUUCUCGACAAACCCGUGCCCAUGAGCCGUAGCCGCUCGCAGACGUCCGACUUUCUGUUCGUGUCGUGCGACGAGUGGUCACUGAUCGCACCACGCGCCCACUGCACCCUAUCAACGGAAGCUCCACCACCAGCAUCACAGCCGUCAGCGCAGCAGCCAAGCCAGGCCACAACGCAGCAGCAGCAGCCAUCACCAUCAGCUGGUGCUUCUCGUGAUAACAAGGACAACAACGGCCUGCCAGUACUGCAGACAGCGACGUCAUCGUCAACAGGUGCACGACCGUCUCCGGCCAUGCGAUUGCGAGCGAUUGCAGCGUCGUUCACGCCACCGCUGGUCCGCGCCAGUAGCAACGGGUCUCGAAGUGCUCCCAGCCCUGCACCCUCACCGGGGAAGAGCCCAAUGCUGAGACAGACAAGCGGCAGUAGUGACACAAAGAGUGGCGGCCUGACUACUGCCGGACCCACAGGUAGUGGCUCGUCAAUUGGUCGCAGUCCGAACAAGCGGAAAGGUCUCUUCCGGCAACGCUCCAGCACCCUGGAUGAUGACAUGUCUCGGCCAGCGCUCCAACACAUGUCUCUUCCCGGUUACCUGUGCAUGAGAACGCAACCGCUGAGUCAGGAAACGUCCGAGCCGGAGAAGGAACACGUGUUUGCCAUACCUGGAGUGAAAAAGCAGUUGGUAUUCGACUUCCUCUGCCACAACAUCCGCAAGCUGAAGAACGUUCCCUUCUCGGAGAUAUCUCUUCUCUAUAACAAUUUGCGAAGUAACGCCGCCAACUCCAGUUCCGGUGCGGCCAACGGCAACGGUGUUGGUGGUGUAGCUGGCGUUCCUGAUGCUGUUGUCGGUGGUGUUGAGGUGACGUCCGCGCCCGUUGGUAGCGUCGGCACUAGUACAAGUGUGCCGGGCGGCAUGGUGCGAGUUGUCUCCUCCGGCUCGGAUGUGAGUCCACACCACUAUCCCAGCGACUAUGCCGUCGUGUCCAUGAAGAAACGCUCCCAGUCGAUGGGCAGUGAUCCUCGGUCGGCUGGCAGCAUGGUGGCGCGUAGUCUCUCCAUCGAGGAGGGCUGGUACUAUCUUGAGCCGAGCGACUUGGAUUCGCCAAAGCCUGCACGAACGUUGUCUAUGCAAGAAACGCCGUCUCUUUCCACCGAGUCCAAGAUCCUCUCGGUCAAGCAGCUGGAGCAGCUCUCCAAGGAGAUGCCGCUGCACCUGCUCGGCCAGACGUGGAGGCUGUGCUACAGCACCUACGUACACGGCAUCAGCCUGCAGACGAUGUUCCGCAACUGCCUCAAGUCCACCGAGGGGCCUGUGCUGCUUGUCAUCAGAGACACCGCUCAACACGUGUUUGGCGUUCUCAGCUCGUGCACGUUCCGGAUCAGCGACACAUUCCAGGGCAACGGAACGUCGUUUCUCUACACUUUCAGGCAAAGCGACACAUUAGAGGUGUUCCGGUGGACUGGUGAGAAUAGUUUCUUCCUCAAGGGUGACAAAGACUGUAUGUCCUAUGGAGGUGGAAGGGGCAAGUUUGGGCUUUGGCUGGAUGCUGAUCUGUAUCACGGUGCCUCAGACUCGUGUCCAACGUUUGACAAUCCAUGCUUGGCGAGCAAGACUGACUUUCUCAUUGCCGGCGUAGAAGUCUGGUACUUCGCUUCGUGCUGAUCAGCUAACUGCAGUGCAGCGCCUGGCAGGCUUUUGGCAGCGACGGUGCGGCGGCACUCUGUGUGUGUGUGUGUGUGUGUCCCAUAUGGUGUAGUGGUAUGUGCAGCGAUUUCCAAUCGAUAGGUCGCGGGUUCGAUUUCCGACAAUUAUGGUCACACACGUCUUUCUCAGACUCCUCCUGACUUUUCUUUCAUUCUCCUGGGUGGUUACCAACAGCCAGUGCAUGCCGGAGUAUGUGGUGUGAUGUCUGUGCGUGAAAAAAAACGAAAAAGACCAAAAAGUAAGGAUUCACUGGCCAGAAAACGCCACUUCAUAGCUGUGUGGUGUAGACCAGGCUGAAUAGUGGCGGUCAAUUCUUCAGCCUUGCAAGCUGUUGAAUGGUGCAAUCCCAGCAAAAGCUGCUAUGGCUUCUGCUGUAGCAUCGCUAUCAUCGCCUCCGGCGAUGGGCGUCCAAUGGUCCAAUGGUCCAAUGGUGUGUGUGUGUGUGUGUGUGUGUGCGUUGGCACGCGGAAACUGACAACACAGGAUCAGUCUGUCUGCAGUGUAUUUUGCUGUUUCUGGUAUGAGUGCUGCAAUGCUCUGUGCUGUGCAUACAUGGUUGAGCUUCUCUAGAGACCCAUCCCUGCCUUACACAAUCAUUCAGUGUCUCCCCUCAGGUCCUUCUGGUCCCACUGACCACGCAGUGCAAUGCUCUCGUGAUGUGACUCGCUAUCUUUCUACGGUUCGUGCAUUUAUACCCGGACCAUGGGCAUUUCACCCCCUCCCCCAGUGCCCAUCUCUCCCAGGUACAUUCCCGGGUACACUUAGUUAGGGUCUAUGUAUCUCACUCUUCUAUCAUUGCAACUAAUACUUUCCCCGACUGACUACGAUAGCGCACACUGGUUUUUUUAUAUGCAUUAUCGCUCCCCCCCCCCCCCCCCCCGGGCCACGCACUAUGGCCUUGUCUAGGGAUUUCCCCCUAGAAGAGGCUGCCCAAUGCUGUAGACAGCGCCCGCGUAGAGGUUACAAUAUUUUAUUUCCGAAUGUUUCCCUUGCAAAGCUUGCACUGUGACAAUGUUUUCCUGUAGUUCGGGCUUGGUGAACUUGCGUCCAUGCUCUCUCGCUGCUUUUCCAUGUGUACGUGUUUGUGCUGUGCCUGGCAAGAAUGCCGAGAAUAGCUUCUGCCCCCCCCCCCCCCCCCCUCAGCUCCUGGGUACGACCUAUUAUCGGUGCGUGUGUGUGACGGCAAGAUUUGGAAUAUUUCCGCCGAAUUUUGCAGGCAAAGAUUUCUUUUUUUAUUAUUAUUUUGGCUUUGAUUUCCCUAACAAGUCGACUCUGUCUUGAUGCUCACAACUUAAA